AUGAGACAGACAGACAAGACAGGACAAUAUAAGGAGCUGAUGCUUGCCAAUGCGACAGACUCAGACCGCAACGAAGUUGACGAGGUAGAUACAAGGACAAGGGCAAGCACGAACAACGCCCAGCCCGUUCUUGAAGGAUACGAUCCGAUCAAGGACUAG
This is a messenger RNA of Fusarium odoratissimum NRRL 54006, 159 nucleotides long. RefSeq lists its product as uncharacterized. The record is from RefSeq and is a predicted model, not a curated record. Bases 1 to 159 code for a protein of 52 amino acids. Lineage: Eukaryota; Fungi; Ascomycota; Sordariomycetes; Hypocreales; Nectriaceae. The transcript has 2 exons.